Messenger RNA from Aureobasidium melanogenum CBS 110374, 2958 nucleotides. RefSeq names its product DUF917-domain-containing protein. Lineage: Eukaryota; Fungi; Ascomycota; Dothideomycetes; Dothideales; Saccotheciaceae. Gene Ontology annotation, molecular function: 5-oxoprolinase (ATP-hydrolyzing) activity. Gene Ontology annotation, biological process: glutathione metabolic process. The coding region runs from base 1 to 2958 and encodes 985 amino acids. Gene Ontology annotation, cellular component: cytosol. The record is from RefSeq and is a predicted model, not a curated record. The transcript is spliced from 10 exons.
AUGCACAAGGUUCUCCGAAUUGGUGUUGAUGUCGGCGGUACCAACACCGAUGGAGUCAUUCUAGAUCCUACCAAAGCAUCAGAGCCUGGCAAGGGCGUUGUCGCAUGGCACAAAGCACCUACGACCACAAAUCCAAGCUUAGGAAUCAGCAAUGCCCUGACUUCUAUGUUUGCGCAAGCCAAGAUCAACCCGUCGGAUGUCGCCUCUGUGACAAUUGGAACUACACACUUUGUCAACGCAGUGGUAGAAAGGGAUGCUGCGAGACUUGCUCGAGUCGCAGUGAUUCGUCUUUGUGGACCUUUCGGCAAACAUGCCUUACCUUGUAUAGAUUGGCCAGCCGAUAUGGAAGAUCUGAUUCUAGGACACUAUGCCUUAGUCAAGGGAGGUCUUGAAGUGGAUGGCAACUUGAUUGGCGAAAUCAGUCCCAAGGAGAUCAGAGAACAAUGCAACAUCAUCAGACAGAAAGGCAUCACAAGCAUUGUGGUCAUCGGAGUCUUCAGUCCGAUUGAUUCAACCCAUCGUCAAGAAGAGAGAGCCGCGCAGAUCAUCAACGAAGUGUUACCUGGAUGCAAUGUCGUACUCUCGAAGGAGGUUGCAAAUCUUGGAUUUUUGGAGCGUGAGAAUGCUGCAAUCUUGAACGCUUCGAUCCUACCUUUCGCGAAGAAGACGAUCCGCUCUUUUCAGGAGCCCAUCAAACGACUGGGUCUGACCUGCCCCGUAUUUCUCAGUCAGAACGAUGGAACAAUCUUGAGUGGCGAGAUGGCCUCCCGAUUACCCAUCAGAACUUUCUCCAGUGGACCCACGAACAGUAUGAGAGGUGCUGCUUAUCUGGCUCAAGGCCAAGAUAAAGAAGCCAUGAUGGUGGUCGAUAUCGGCGGAACCACUACUGACGUUGGCUUACUACUUGCGAAUGGCUUUCCCAGGCAAGCAGCAGCAUACUCGGAGUUUGCUGGCGUUCGCAUGAACUUUUCGUGUCCGGAUGUUAGAAGCAUCGGUCUUGGAGGCGGAUCGAUCGUGCGAGAGCAUGAUGGAGAAAUUACAGUCGGCCCUGACAGCGUGGGUUCCAAAAUUCAAACGGAGGCUCUUGUGUUCAAUGGCACUGUUGCUACGACCACUGACUACACUGUCGCAGGAGACGAGAGUAUCAACAUUGGCGAUCGCAGCAAGGUGCAACACUUGUCGCCGAAUGGUAUCUCUUCAUUCAAAGCCAAAGUAAAGACAAUGCUAGAAAAGGUUAUCGACACCAUGAAGACAUCACCAGAAGAUCUGCCUGUGUUGUUGGUGGGUGGCGGAGCCGUUAUAGCACCUGAUGAGUUGCUCGGCGCAAGUUGUGUCAUCAAACCAGAAUACUCUGGAGUAGCCAAUGCGAUCGGUGCCGCGAUUGCAAGAGUCAGCGCUGUAAUUGACACAGUCAAGUCCACUGACACAAAAAGUAUUGCCGAUCUAGUGGAACAGAUCUCGAAAGAAGCCAUACAGAAAGCUGUCGAGUCCGGAGCAGCACGAGACUCCGUCAAGAUUGUCGAGGUUGAAACACUACCGUUACCAUAUAUUUCAAACAAGAGCAGAUUCAUCAUCAGGUCAGCGGGAGAGUUUGAUUACAACCGCGCUGAUGAGAUGAAAGCAGCCACAGAAGAACAACUCGCAGAUGAAAAUGACAUGGACGCCUACGAGAAGAAUGGCAACAAAAAGCAAAACCACACCAAUGGGACCAAGAACCAUGCUACGCCUAAACCUGUUGACAUAGUGACGUACAGACCCAAAGUCAUAGACCGCGUCUGGUAUGUCUCCGAAACGGACCUUGACUGGAUGUCGAUUGGUUGCUACAUCCUGGGUACUGGCGGCGGCGGUAGCCCUUAUUCCCACAUGCUUCGUAUGCGAGAUAUAUUACGGGAUGGAGGAACCAUUAGAGUGAUCAAUCCUCACGACCUAAAAGACGACGACCAAGUCGGCUGUGGUGGAGGAUCUGGCUCGCCUACAGUGGGCAUUGAGAAACUUCCUGGCGAUGAGAUGAUGGAUGCUCAACGAAGUCUAUAUGAGAUGUGCGACAGAAAAGCCACUGCAAUGAUUGCCCUUGAAAUUGGUGGUGGCAAUGGACUGCAAGGCAUGAUUUUGGGAGCAAGCUCCAAUAUGAAUCUACCCACCGUCGAUGGCGAUUGGAUGGGCAGAGCAUAUCCAACGAAAUGGCAAACAACACCCGUUGUCUUUAACGAACGCCCUUGCGUCUUCUGCCCAAUUACCGCAGCAGAUGGUAAUGGUAACUUGCUGUACAUGCCGACUGCCGUAUCUGAUUUAGCCGUGGAGCGCAUCAUCAGGGCUGCUCUCUCACAAAUGGGCUCGCAUGUUGGUUGCGCAGAAGGUCCAGUCACAGGAGCCGAAGCCAAACGCUGGGCUGUAGAACACACGAUCUCGCUAGCCUGGCGUAUUGGACGAGCAGUUGCAGCAGCCCGCCAAAAUAGCCGUAUCGACACAGUAGCCGAAAGCAUCAUCGAUGAAGUCGGUGGUCCGGAAGCUGCAAAGGUAAUCUUCAAGGGAAAAAUUAUUGGCGUAGACCGAACAUUGCGCAAUGGUCACGUCUACGGCGAAGUUAUCAUCGAGGCCAGUGAGACCUCAUCCUCGCCACAGGUAGCUGGCUUUGAAGGCCGCAUCAAGAUCCCAUUCAAGAAUGAGAACAUCGCUGCAUUCAAGAUCAAGGAUGAUGGUACCGAAGAAGUGCUAGCUGUGGUACCGGAUUUGAUAUCUGUGAUCGAUGCACAAUCCGGCGAAGCUAUUGGUACGCCUGAGUAUCGUUAUGGCCUGUUGGUCACUGUCAUUGGUAUUACUGCUAGCGACAAGUGGACCUCAACUCCUCGAGGCAUCGAGAUUGGAGGACCUGCGGCAUUCGGACUGACAGAUAUCGAGUACAAGCCCCUUGGGAAGUUUGUCAAGCCUGUCAGUGUUAUUGACGAGUACUCGAAUUGA